AUGUUGGCAUCCAUUUCCCACAUGGAGACCCUACGAUCCCUCCCUCGAAAUCCGGAUGUGGUUACGCGACACCCAUCGGCCGAAGACUUAGAUGCUGCUCAGCAACUCAUUUCGUCUGCUCAAGCUGGCCGGGAACAUCCUCUCGAUCGACAAUACACCGAUGAGGGGUCGCGAAAUGUCGGAGGGGCUCCACUGAGCCAUCACGAGGAUGACUACCCAGUAGUUCAGUCUUCUGAAACCGCUAUAAAUGGGCAUAUUUUUGAGAAAACGUCUCCAAAAUCCCAAAAAGACACAUCGUUCUUGGGACAUUCUUGCAGUAAUUGCGGAACGAAGAGUACACCGUUAUGGCGGCGGUCACCUACCGGGGCCAUGAUUUGUAAUGCAUGCGGUCUCUACCUAAAAGCGCGAAAUGUUGCACGGCCAACGAAAAGGAACCGGACGCAAGCAAGCCCGGGGGCAUUUAUUGCGCAAAAUCCCCCCGCAGGUGCUCAGCCAGAGCCGGUCGCUAGCGAUAAUGAAGGUUGCGGGGGUUCUUCGGGUUCGUGUCCAGGCGGUGGAAAUUGUAAUGGGACAGGUGGCGCCGAAGGCUGCGACGGUUGUCCGGCUUACAAUAAUCGCGUUUACAAGUCAACGGCGCGGGGGAAUGUCGCGGCACAUGCGUUGAAUAGAUCAGCGAUUCCGGAGAGUGCUCCGCCCUCGCAGGAGCCUGAAACGCCGGCCAGAUCCAGCGCACAACCGGAGGGUAAUAUGCUGGUUGCUUGCCAGAACUGCGGAACCACCGUGACACCACUUUGGCGACGAGAUGAAAAUGGCCAUCCGAUCUGCAAUGCCUGUGGUCUCUACUAUAAGCUCCACGGCUGCUACCGUCCUACUACGAUGAAAAAGACCAUCAUCAAACGGCGAAAACGUGUUGUUCCGGCUUUGCGAGAACAUUCUCCGACUGGGGCUACCCAAUCCUCUCAGGGUUCCUCUGCGUCACCAGAAGCAUCGUCCCCAGCGACAUUGGCCCAUUCCCAAGAUGAGCGGUAUAGAUACUACAGUUCGGAGCCCGUUGACCAAUUUCACCGAGGUUCACCUGCAGCUCAGCGUCCAUUCGUACUCGCGCCGCUACCGGUCGACUUUACAGGCUUCAAUUCGGGAGCCGUAACACUACCUCAUCAUCCACCUCCACCACCACCCAGGCUACUCGAGCCAGGUCAUACAUCGGUUCCUCAAUUUGGCCGACGUUCGAUCUCGCCAAAUUCUUCUGGGAACCCCAAGAAACGACCACUAUCGGAAACCGGGCCUUCUACGGACGUUGGUUCUAUUCCAAGCACGUUGGAGGCUGGAUCAAAUCAACUCCCGCCCAUUGUAUCCUCUGCGAACCCGCCGCCCCCUGCUCGACUUAGCUCAAUCUCCGCUAUUCUCAAUCACGCUCAUGCACGCGACGAAGCUCGCCUAGACCCGUCCCUGGCUGGUCUCGCACGUCAGCAGCAAUACCACCCUCAGCCCCAAUCUCUUGCACAUCCGCAAACCUCAGAAUCGCUACCUGGAGUGUCCGACCUGGAAAGUUUCGAGCGCCGCGCGAAGCUCCAGCGGGAAGCCGAAGAAAUGCGAGAACUUCUCCGAGCAAAAGAGCGAGAGCUUGCACAACUCGCUAGUCAAUGA
Messenger RNA from Aspergillus puulaauensis, 1647 nucleotides. It is a transcript of the gene sreA, whose product is annotated as siderophore transcription factor SreA. Gene Ontology annotation, molecular function: RNA polymerase II cis-regulatory region sequence-specific DNA binding; zinc ion binding; DNA-binding transcription factor activity, RNA polymerase II-specific. NCBI's taxonomy places the organism in Eukaryota, Fungi, Ascomycota, Eurotiomycetes, Eurotiales, Aspergillaceae. The transcript is spliced from 3 exons. Gene Ontology annotation, biological process: positive regulation of transcription by RNA polymerase II; negative regulation of transcription by RNA polymerase II. The record is from RefSeq and is a predicted model, not a curated record. The coding region runs from base 1 to 1647 and encodes 548 amino acids.